Molecule: messenger RNA, 2038 nt
Organism: Papaver somniferum (opium poppy)
Lineage: Eukaryota; Viridiplantae; Streptophyta; Magnoliopsida; Ranunculales; Papaveraceae
Product: transcription factor MYB61-like
Exons: 3
Coding region: 332-1672 (446 amino acids)
Biological process (GO): regulation of stomatal movement
Source: RefSeq, a predicted model, not a curated record
UUUCCCUCUCUCUCUAUAUAUAUUUUCACCACCUCUCACACUCCUAAAGAAAAAAGACCCUCCUCCUCCUCCUCUUCUUCUUCUUCUUCUUCUUCUUCUUCUUCUUCUUCUUCUUCUUCUUCUUCUUCUUCUUCUUCUUCUUCUUCUUCUUCUUCUUCUUCUUCUUCUUCUUCGUUUGAUUCUAGCUAGUGAUACAUACCAAACGCUACAACAGUAGUAGUGUUUGAAUUAUUAGAGGAGGAAGUUAGGCAGAUACAUAUAAUUUUCGAAAGCGAAGUUGUUUGAUUUCACCGGCAUUCAAGGAAGAAGGAAUUUGUUGGUUUUACUCUAAAUGGGGAGACACUCUUGUUGUUACAAACAAAAGCUCAGGAAAGGUCUUUGGUCUCCUGAAGAAGAUGAGAAGCUUUUGAGGCAUAUCACUAAAUAUGGCCAUGGCUGUUGGAGCUCUGUCCCUAAACAAGCUGGUCUACAAAGAUGUGGGAAGAGUUGCAGGUUAAGGUGGAUAAAUUACUUGAGGCCUGAUUUGAAAAGAGGCACAUUUUCUCAGCAAGAAGAAAACCUCAUUAUUGAGCUUCAUGCAGUUCUGGGCAAUAGGUGGUCACAGAUUGCAGCGCAGUUACCUGGAAGAACUGACAAUGAAAUCAAGAAUCUAUGGAACUCAUGUAUCAAGAAGAAACUUAGACAGAGAGGCAUUGACCCAAACACCCAUAAACCACUCUCUGAAGUUGAGGUUAACGGUGAAGAAAAAGCUCCCACCACCACUGCUACUGCCACCACCACUACCAUCAAUAACGGCAACAACAAUACUCAUGGUAACAAAUCACCUGGUGGGGGUUUUUCGACGAAUGAUCAAAUGAUGAUGAAAUUUCUCAAGGUUGAUAACUCAAAGCAGCUUGGUUUGACAGUACAAGAAGGUUCUAACUCCAUGAAUAAUAUCGUGACACCAACAAAGGACUUUUUUCUGGAUAGGCCUUCAUCAUCAUCGGAUACUAUGGUUGGUUAUUACCCUCUUCACCAACUGAAUUAUGGUUCAGCUUCUUCUCCUAAUAAUCAAAACCAAUCUCUAUGGUUCAAUCAAGAUACUACUAGACCUUUUGAUUCAAAUUCAUCAAUAUCAGCGGUUCUUCCUUUGGUGCCGACAACAUCAAUCCAUCCAACUCAAUUGGGUUUAAAACCAGCAAAUAGUAGUGUAACUACUCUUGAUACUCUUCAUCAGCAACCAGAUUCUUUUAACUUAAAUGGAGUUCAUUCGUACUGGGAAAAUGGAACUUCCAGUACUAACAAUAGCAGCAUCAGUAGUGGAAGCAGUAGUAUUGAGUUACACAACAACCAGAGCAGCAACAACCACAUCAGCAAUAAUAAUAAUAAUAAUAAUUCCUUUUGGUUCGAAAGCGAACCGGAAGAAAUCAAAUGGUCUGAAUAUCUACAGAACCCAUUCUUGAUGGCCUCAGCAGCGUCGACACAAACUUCAACUCCUCCCCAACAACAACAACAGCAGCAACCAAUAUACAAUGAAAUCAUAAAAUCAGAAACUCAAUUCAUGAACAAUGAUGGGUUAAGUACUACAAGUUGGCAUCAUCAAAACCCACAACAACAAUUCUUACAGGCGGCAACCGGGGAUAUAUAUUCGAAAGACUUCCAAAGACUUGCGGCGGCCUUGGGACAAAUUUAGACGUUUUUUGAUAUUUUUUAAGUGUUUGAGGGAAAUAUGAUCAUCAGUAUCAACAAAAAACAACUACAACUACAACAACAACAACAACAAGAAAAAGAAUUAUAUUAUAACAGAAAUUUUCAAAUUUGAUUGGAUGAAGAAAGGCUUGAUGAAUAAAUGGUUUCUCUUCUGAUUAUUUACAGGUGUGUGUGCCAUAGUUUUCUGUUUUCGUUAUUAUGUAAUGUAAUCGUAUUGUAAAUAGGCUUGACACAGAAGAACAUAUUUCAUAGCUUUUUAAAAAAUUUAUCUUGUGAGUUUUCAUCAUUUGUUCUUGGGGUGGGGAUAUAGUUUCAUAAUAUAAGGCUUGUUCAAGUAUAUUUUUUUCCA